AUGUCGUCUUCUCUUCACGAUUCUCCUCUUCACGAUUCUCAUCUUCACGAUUCUCUACAAUUGGAUAGCAACAAGUUUUGCACAACCUUGAGAUUGCCUGGGAGGGUUUAUGAAGCUGUAGAACCACCAGAUAAUCCCAAAGCGAUAAUCCAUCACUCAAAGAUUGAUUAUGUCGAGAAGGUUGAGGUUAGCACAAUGAUAGGAUUGGCUGAGGAAUACAAACAUUUGGUGGAGGCAACACAUAGUGACGAUGCUGACUUUCACAGUGUUGUGAAACUAGUUCAACAAGGAUACAAAAUGAGGAGAAGCGACUGGGAGAAUGGUUUUGUGGAUAUGUUUGUUGCAACAGAAGAUAUAGGUCAACAACGCAAGACAAAAGACGAAGAUGCAGAGCAUGGUGAAGAUCUGAACCAUAGUGAAGAUGAAGAGGAAAAUAAAGAUGAAGAAGAAAAGACAGAUGCAGAGGAAAAUAAAGAUGGAGAGGACAAGACAGAUGAAGAGGAAAAUAAAGAUGAAGAGUAUCAAAAGGAUAAGGAGCAUAGAAAAGAUAAAGAUCAUUCCAUGUCUAACAGCGAGAAACUUGAUAAGCUAAUCCAAAUGGUUCGUGAUUUGGAUAAGCGAGUAGUAGUGAUCCAAAAUGUUUUAGGAGUUAAGUUUAAUGACGGUUCACCAAACAAAGAACAUUGUGAGAAUAUAGCUAGUUCUGGUGAUAGAAGAAGUGCAAAAGAUUAUGAAAAUGAAGAAGAUACAAUUGAUGAAGAAGCAAACUCUGGUGAUAAAAAAAGUGCACUAGAUGAUGAAAAUGAAGAAGAGAUAUGUGAUGAAGAAGCGAAAUCUGGUACAGAGCAUCUAAGGGAAGAAGAGAAUAUUUUUGGGGAAAUUUUUUGGGGAAAAUGA
Messenger RNA from Brassica napus (rape), 897 nucleotides. Its product is annotated as surface protein P113-like. The record is from RefSeq and is a predicted model, not a curated record. NCBI's taxonomy places the organism in Eukaryota, Viridiplantae, Streptophyta, Magnoliopsida, Brassicales, Brassicaceae. The transcript is spliced from 4 exons. The coding region runs from base 1 to 897 and encodes 298 amino acids.